Microtus oregoni (creeping vole) is the source of this 3007-nucleotide messenger RNA. RefSeq names its product brain enriched guanylate kinase associated (gene Begain). NCBI's taxonomy places the organism in Eukaryota, Metazoa, Chordata, Mammalia, Rodentia, Cricetidae. Bases 317 to 2287 code for a protein of 656 amino acids. The record is from RefSeq and is a predicted model, not a curated record. The transcript has 7 exons. Gene Ontology annotation, cellular component: synapse.
GGGACGGCCUCGGCCGAGCGCAGAAGAGCCCGUUGUGCGCAGGAAGUACGAUCCCGCUCGGGCCGCUCGCCGUCCCCGGGGUUCGCCAAAAUCCGCAGGGUUAACAGGGGCUAGUGGGUCCCGGAGGUGCGGAGGUGCCGUCCCGCCCAGAGGGUCUUCACACCGCGCACGGGCGGGUCUGCGCCAGCGGCUCGGAACCCCGCCGGAGAACUGGGCUUGCCGGGGUUAAUCCCUCGGGCCCAGAAGGGGGGGCAGACCCCGAACCCCAGGAUCAGAGACAGAAGGGUCCCGAGCGGAGACGAGAGUGCCUGCUUCGAUGCCGUUCCCCUCGGGCUGCGUGAGCGCCGACCGGGCCUCUGCCGCAGACAUGGAGAAACUCAGCGCCCUGCAGGAGCAGAAGGGCGAGCUGCGCAAGCGGCUGUCCUACACCACGCAUAAGCUGGAGAAGCUGGAGACGGAGUUUGGCUCCACUCGUCACUACCUGGAGAUUGAGCUGCGGCGGGCUCAGGAGGAGCUGGACAAAGUCACGGAGAAGCUGCGCAAGAUUCAGAGCAACUACAUGGCACUGCAGCGGAUCAACCAAGAGCUGGAGGAUAAGCUGUACCGGAUGGGCCAGCACUAUGAGGAAGAGAAGCGUGCGAUGAACCAUGAGAUUGUCGCCCUCAACAGCCACCUGCUGGAGGCCAAGGUGACCAUUGACAAGCUGUCAGAGGACAACGAGCUCUAUAGGAAGGACUGCAAUCUAGCGGCCCAGCUGCUGCAGUGCAGCCAGACCUACGGCAGGGUCCAUAAGGUGUCCGAGGUAACGUGGCCCCGCCCCACAGCCAGGCCCGCCCCGUCCCAGGACCACCCGGCUCCUUUUGGGCCACCCCACCCCGAAGCCUCUCCCCACCCUCCAAGAAGAAGCUGCCGGCUGCCCUCGGACUUCCAGCAGCGUGUGAGCCUGCACAUGGAGAAGCAUGACUGCAGCCUGCCUUCCUCACUCUGCCAUUCGGCCUACGCUGACAGCGUGCCCACCUGCGUCAUCGCCAAGGUGCUGGAGAAGCCAGACCCUGGUAGUCUGUCCUCGCACCUGUCUGAAGCCUCUGCUCGCGACCUGGGCUACCGCGACGGAAUGGAGAAGUCUGGCUCACGACCCCAGUACAAGGAAGACAUCUACUGCAGCGACACAGCUCUCUACUGCCCUGAUGAGCAUGAGCGCCAGCGCCAGCGUGACCGGCGUCCCAGCGUCGACACGUCCGUGACCGACGUGGGCUUCCUGCGUGCGCAAAAUUCCACCGACAGCGCCGCAGAGGAGGAGGAAGCUGAGGCUGCGGCCUUUCCCGAGGCCUACCGCCACGAUGCCUUCCCGGGCUACGCGGCCUCGCUGCCCACCUCCAGCUCCUACUCCAGCUUCAGUGCCACGUCCGAGGAGAAGGAGCACGCGCAGGCCAGCACGCUGACCGCCUCGCAGCAGGCCAUCUACCUGAAUAGCCGCGACGAGCUCUUCAACCGCAAGCCGCCCUCUGCCACCUAUGGGAGCAGCUCUCGCUUCGGCAAGGCCGCGGCCACCCUGGCCUCCCCACUCGAGGCCCAGGUAGCCCCAGGCUUUGCUCGGACAGUGUCUCCGUACCAGGCCGAGUCCUACCACCGCUAUUCGCCCUCCGCAGAUAGCCGGCAGACUGCUAUGCCUCCAAACCUGUGGAACCUGAGGGCCAAGCCAACCGGUAAUCGUUUUGCCGGAGGAGACAUUCGAGGCCAUUGGCGCCCCCUGAGCGUGGAGGAUGUCGGCGCCUACAACUACCAGGCUGGCAACGCAGGCCGCGCUGCGCCCUGCAACUUCGGAGAACGUUUCUAUGGCGCUGGCCGUGGCCACGGCCGCCGCGGCCCUGGUAGGAGCCACAGCAACCAUGCUGAGGGCCGUGCCAGCCCCCUCUAUGCCUCCUACAAGGCUGAUAGUUUCUCGGAGGGCGAUGACCUCUCCCAGGGUCAUCUGGCAGAGCCCUGCUUCCUCCGUGCAGGUGGCGAUCUGAGCCUGAGCCCUAGCCGUUCAGUUGACGCUGGCUAUGCAGCCAGUGAGGGGGAUGGGGAUAGGCUCGGGGUGCAGCUGUGUGGGGCUGUCAGCAGCCCCGAGCCCGAGCAUGGUUCCCGGGAUUCCUUGGAGCCAAGCUCCAUGGAAGCCUCUCCUGAAAUGCACGCUGGCAGUCGUCUCAGCCCCCAGAGGGCCUACCCCAGGACUGGAGGUUCUGGGCUUAGUCGUAAGGACAGUCUCACUAAGGCCCAGCUCUAUGGAACCCUGCUCAACUGACUGCCACCAGUAAACUGCAGUCAGGGGCCCCCACCAAACCUGCCCCAUAUAGAGAGUAGUCAGCCCCCACGUGACCAAACCCAACCGAGGAACUCUAGUUCCUCUGACCCUCUUACCAACAACCCAGUAAAACCCAAGAAGACAACCCUCUCUGCCACCGUGGUGUUUACCCCUAGCCUCUGCUACAAACUCCACCGAGAACAUUUACUCAGUGCGCCCUGCCCUGAAGUGAGCAUCCCCCGUUUUGUAAGUGAAGCUAUUUUUAUAGGGAAAAGGAUGUUUCUUCGUGUGCUUGCCUCCAGCUCCUUCAUUUCCAGUGAGGGUGUGUGGGGCCUGCCCCAGGGAAGGGGAGGCUGGGGCCCUAGGGAGACCAGUCUCCACAUGUGGGGAGAAGUUAGCAAGCCAGCAACAAGGGAAUGCUGAUAUUCUGUCCACUAAGGAGGGGAAACAGCCACUUAGGGCGCAGAAAUCAUCUUAAGCACCCAUCUCACAGUGCAACCAACACUCUGCCCUGAUCUACCCUGAGCUCAUCCCAUGGCCUGGCCUGUAGGCCCAAGAGAGGCCAGAGAUACCCCUAGAAUAGCCGGUGCUUGGUCCUCCCCUUCCCCUCCCAAUACCACCCGACUCUACCUCCGACAUGAGGUUUCUCCCACCCCACCCCCGCCCAGUGAACCUGUAGUGUGUGAUGCAUGCCGUCUACUAGUGCUGUAGUUUGAACUC